AUGACUGCUUCGCGAGACGCUGGCAGAGGCGACCGAAAUCGCCCGGCAGAAGAAGAUGGUGGUAGGACCGCCGUCGACAGCGAGAUGGUUUCGACGGGGCAGCCACUGCAAUCUGUUGCUCCCAUCGACACAAUCCUCAGACAGCACCCUAACGAGCGACUGUAUGUCAAGCCUCUAGAAUGGACAGCACGCCACCUUGAGCUCCUGGGCUGUCGCUAUCUGCCAGGCCACGGGCGCCCCCGCCCGUGGCGACCCUUUUUCUACUAUCAGCUACCGCCCUGUUCUUCGGCAGACCCCCUCCAAGAUGAUCUUGAAGAUGGCAUCAGUGGUAAAGGCCACAGGGGACGCCACAAACUGAACAGCUUGGAGCAUAGGCGUCGCUUGUCUAAGAGGAAGAAGUUCGGGACGCGGUAUGCGAUGCGAGCCAUCGGGCUCCUUCCUCUGAGCUGGCGAAUACAUAACACAACUAAACUUCUGGAUUGGGGACCACUUCGAAUAAUUUGCCCCAACGCCAGUUUGGACUUUGAUUUCAAGGGUAAGCGCGCCGCCUUGAUCCAGCCAGUCAGCAUCUUUGGCAGUAGGCGGCCUUUUAGCUUUAUGAUGAAGCCACCCUAUGGAUGGGAAUCCCCUCAUGACCAUGUUCAAAUACCCAACUAUCCGCUCGUCAUCUGGCUGGACUACGAUGCCUUUGUUGCAAAACCGCGGCAGGCGAGAUUCACUGCUCAUGACAACGAGCCUGUACAGGCCCUGCGGGAGAUCCGGUAUCGUCACGUCAACCCUCCCAGCUGGGAGCAUGACCCGUACCUUGCUGCAGCCUUGAUCGCCCUGGCCCAAAAACAGCGCCGCUGGGAGAUGGAUUGGGGCCCCAGGCUGGGUCGCCGCCCUGUUGAUCCGUCGCACGUAUUCACGACCAGAAUGGUGGUCGCACGCUUUACACCACGGCGUCUGUGGUACGUCUAUACGGCCGACAUCCCACUCAACUUCCUCAAUAAGUUGGACCGACCAUCUGUUGCAACAGAUGCCCCUACCGCGGUGGAUAUAAUACACGACCAAGUCGAAUCCCGACCAUAUCACUCGUUCCGCGACCGACUCCUCGAGCGGCUGGGCCUGGCCAAGAACGAGAUGAAGCAGCAGGGCGUCAAGCGCAAGAGACGGGAGAUGGAAGAGGAUAGCGCGUCGGACUCGUGUUGGGACUCGGGAGAGUGUGACUCGCCCGAGGCCACGGAGGACGAGGACGAGGAGGAUGGGGACCCGAAGAGGGGGGGCCUGAAGAAGGAGAACUCGUCAGAGGACCAGAUGGGUGACGAGGUGGGCCAUGGAUAUUGA
Molecule: messenger RNA, 1326 nt
Organism: Thyridium curvatum
Lineage: Eukaryota; Fungi; Ascomycota; Sordariomycetes; Thyridiales; Thyridiaceae
Exons: 2
Coding region: 1-1326 (441 amino acids)
Source: RefSeq, a predicted model, not a curated record